CUUAACCACAGAAAAUUUUCUGGAAUGUGAUAUGGGAAGUUUACCAGUCUCACCAAAACCUCCAUCAACCUGAAUAAAAUACACAGAAGCCAAAAAUUCAAGGCCAUGGGUAAACCAAUCAGGUGAGAAUUGAAACACCGACAGCGGCACUGUUUCUCGUCAAAUUAAGAAGACCAGCAAACUGUUUGGUUGCGGAAAUGUAACAUUGAAAGCCAACAGUGCGUCACUCAAGGAACAUCAAAGAGAAGUGAUACAGCAUCAAUUAAUAUUAAUCUCAAUGAAAGAGAUUCUGAUGAAACGUAAAGUGGUUUUGAAUAUUUAGCAUUUCUAAUAUUCAAAACAAAAAUUCUUCUUCUUUCUCUCCCUCCCACCUCUUCCUUGGAAGAUACUGCUCUCAAACAACAACAACCACUACUACUACUACUACUACUAUCACCACCACCCAUGGAAGAUUGGAUUAAACACUUAUUGGACAUUUAAAUCCAUGAAUAAAAAGAACAAGGUAACAGAAAAUAUAUGCAUGAAUUUAUCUGGAUUAUUUCUCAUAUUGGAUUAUAAAUUCUUUUUCUGUUUUACUUUUUAUUCCAAAGAAUAACGGACCAACCUGCUCAGCAUAAUGUUCUUAAAUGAUUCCUACGACAACAUGGAAUACGCAGCCAAUAUGUCACUGUGGGAGAAUGUCUCCUCAAUAGCCACAAGUCUGACUGACGUUACGUCAAACAACAGCACCUUUGAAGAUCCAGAACGCAGUGGGUUUAUGAAAUUCUCUGCUGUGUAUGAGAAAGCCCAUGGUUAUAUUAGUGUCACUGUUUGUAUAUUUGGAGUAAUUUCAAACAUAUUGAAUAUUUUUGUGUUGACAAGAAAACACAUGAUUUCUCCUACUAAUUAUAUUUUAACAGCUCUAGCAAUUUUUGAUAUGUUCACGAUGACCACAUAUAUCCCAUAUGCUACAUACCUUUAUAUUUUUGCUUCUCCUAGCCAAAGUUCCUAUCAUCCAUAUGCAUGGGUGCUAUUCAUUGUUAUUCACAACAACUUUAUCAUAACUUGCCAUACCAUAGCCCUUUGGUUAACUGUCUCGUUGGCAGUUUUCCGAUAUAUCUUUGUCUGUCAUCACACACAAGCACCGACGCUCUGCAACUUAGCCCGCUCGAAACUCACAGUUUUGAUAACAGUUGGAAUAAACAUCUUGUUUUGUAUACCUAACUAUGCACAAUACGUCGUCAGCGAGAUGCCACCAGACGGCGACCAUACUUCAUACUGGAUAUCUCAACGGGAUCUUCCGCCUAUCUUUUUCACUAUAACAUAUUGGCUUUUCGGUGUCUUGAUGAAGGUAGCCCCGUGCACGUUUUUGACAAUCCUCAGUGCUAUCUUAAUACAUGCAAUGCAUAAAGCAGAAAAACGAAAAGCUCGUCUCCAUUCACAAGGCUCCCGGGCUACACAAGAAUCUUCUAGCACAGAAAGCAACAGAACAACAAAGAUGCUUAUAGCGGUGGUCUUAUCAGUGGUUAUUACUGAGUUGCCACAAGGAAUACUUGCUCUGAUAAGUGGCAUCAACCAAGAUUUUUUCUCAAAUGUUUAUGUGCCUUUAGGAGAUGUAAUGGAUAUUCUGGUACUAAUUAACAGUGCAAUUAAUUUUAUUCUUUACUGUAUUAUGAGUCAGGCUUUCCGAAAAACAUUCAGGACUCACAUCUUUAACGUUUGUGUAAAUAAUGUUCGGAAUCGAACUAACAAGAAUGGCGUAACGUAUAGUUCAAUUCAAACAGAAGUGACACAAGUAUAGAAUAAUUUAAAUUAAAACAAAAAAAAAAAUGGAAUAAAAAUGGAAUAAAAAAAAUGAAAAAAAAAUUCCAAAUUCUAGAACAAUGUGAUUUAAAGUUAGUUAUUUCUUCCAACUAAAUCAUUUCAUUUUAGUAAACAUUUAAAAAGUCAUUUCAAAAACAAUAUGUGAACAGAUACAUGAAGAAAUAACGAAUAUUAAAAAUAUCGAACAGAUUUAAAUCACGUCUGGCCCAUUACCGAGGAGAUAUACUUAGCAGAUAAACAACUGUUUCUCAAGGAUUUGAGAAAUCAUUCGUAGAUGGCGCUCAUGUUCAGCACUUAGAAACCAAACACAAACAAAAAGCACUAUCUUUAUCUUUCCAAUAUUAAAGUAUAAUUUAAACAUUUAAAUUUGGACUGUUUUGACAAUAACUUCGUUUAUGGUUAUUAUGCUGAUAUUAGUAAAUAAAUUUAUUUUCAAAUUAUCAAAAAUUUAACUAAAAAACAAAAACAAGCCGUUAUAACUUCGGAUUUAUUAUUAUCAUCAUUAUUAUUAUUAUUAUCGGUUUCGUUUUGUUUUAACAUUUAUGGUCGUGAGUUUCCUUAACAGACAGACAGAUAUUAAAUCGCUAAAGCAUACUGAUAGGAAUUGUUAAAACAAAAUGC
Molecule: messenger RNA, 2424 nt
Organism: Octopus sinensis (East Asian common octopus)
Lineage: Eukaryota; Metazoa; Mollusca; Cephalopoda; Octopoda; Octopodidae
Product: sex peptide receptor-like
Exons: 2
Coding region: 617-1780 (387 amino acids)
Biological process (GO): G protein-coupled receptor signaling pathway
Cellular component (GO): membrane
Molecular function (GO): G protein-coupled peptide receptor activity
Source: RefSeq, a predicted model, not a curated record